UAAAAUUCAAAUGAUUAAAAAUCUGUAAACACGUGGACGGUGGAUAUUGGUUUUUCGCCAAUGAUUAUCAAAAGUGUGAUUCUUCUUCUUCUCUCAUUUUGAUCUGAUCAUCCUGAGAUGUGGAGUUACUUAUGGUGGUCACUGCUCGUGCUCGUAGUGUGCAAAGAUAUCACCGUGAUGGCGAUUCUCCUUCCUAGUCAAACCGGAGUUGGUUCGGUAUGCUCCGCUCCGGAUCCGAACCUGAACUACAAGCCGGUUAUCGGGAUUCUGACACAUCCUGGGGACGGCGCGACGGGUAGAUUGAACAAUGAUACGAACGCGUCGUACAUCGCAGCUUCGUAUGUGAAAUUAGCUGAAGCUGGUGGAGCUCGUGUGAUACCUCUCAUCUAUAACGAACCCGAACAGCUUCUCUUUCAGAAGCUGGAGUUGGUGAAUGGUGUGAUAUUUACUGGUGGUUGGGCUAAAGAAGGAUUGUAUUAUGAUAUCGUCGAAAAGAUCUUCACUAAAGCUUUGGAAAGAAAUGAUGGUGGAGAGCACUUUCCCGUUUAUGCCAUUUGCUUAGGAUUCGAGCUCCUUACAAUGAUCAUAAGUCAGAACAAAGACAUUUUUGAAAAAGUUGAUGCGAAGAAUUCUGCAUCAAGUCUCCAGUUCGUUGAAAACGUUAGCACCCAAGGAACUGUUUUCCAAAGAUUUCCCCCAGAGUUGUUGAAAAAGCUCACUACAGACUGUUUGGUUAUGCAAAACCAUCAGUUUGGUAUCUCGCCAGACAACUUUGAAGGCAAUAUUGCUCUGUCUCGUUUCUUUAAGAUCGUCACAACAUGCCUUGAUGGCAACCGCAAGGCUUAUGUUUCAACCGUUCAAUCGAAAACAUAUCCGGUAACCGGCUUCCAGUGGCAUCCUGAGAAAAAUGCAUUCGAGUGGGGAUCAUCGAAAAUUCCACACUCUGAGGACGCGGUCCAGGUGACACAGCUCACUGCGAAUUAUCUAGUCAGUGAAGCUAGGAAGUCACUGAACAGACCACCUCCUGAGAAAGUGCUGAGCAAUCUCAUUUAUAAUUACCAGCCUACGUACUGUGGAUACGAAGGGAGAGGUUACGACGAGGUUUACAUUUUCACACAACAAAGAUCCCUUCUCUAAAGAUCAAACAUCCUCUCGUGUGGUUACUCGAUUGAACCAGUGAUGCUUCUUCAAUUCUGUUAGUAUCUGUAAACUUUGUGUAACAUUCUGAUGAUGUCUAUGGCUUUGUACCUGUGAAGUGUAUUCUUUACUUGAGUUGAAAGAUGUCAAAUAAAAACCUCAGCAACGAAGUUUAGUAGAUAGCUAUGUUGGGCUUAGACAUUUGAUAUAUCAGGUCAAAAAAACCCCCAAUAAAAGCUUGGUAUGUGUUGG
Messenger RNA from Eruca vesicaria subsp. sativa (arugula), 1389 nucleotides. The record is from the annotation of a GenBank genome assembly. NCBI's taxonomy places the organism in Eukaryota, Viridiplantae, Streptophyta, Magnoliopsida, Brassicales, Brassicaceae.